Molecule: messenger RNA, 728 nt
Organism: Cavia porcellus (domestic guinea pig)
Lineage: Eukaryota; Metazoa; Chordata; Mammalia; Rodentia; Caviidae
Gene: Iqcf3
Product: IQ motif containing F3
Exons: 3
Coding region: 205-672 (155 amino acids)
Molecular function (GO): calmodulin binding
Source: RefSeq, a predicted model, not a curated record
UCCAUGCCUAGAGGAAGGAAAUGGGAAAGCAUUUCCUGUUCCUUCAACACCUUUGGAUCUGGAGAAGAAAAUCUAGUCUUUGGUCACACCUGCCCUUGUGACAUCACGGGCAUCUCUUCCUCUAUCAGCUGUCCUGCCCCUAUCCAGCUUAGAGGAACAGCAAGCAGAAGGGCAUGAUCACCUUAGCACCUGCCCCCCUCCAUCAUGGGAAAUCGCUGUUGUAGACGUGAUCCAGGUCGAAAAGUCCAAGAGACAAAAGACAGAGAAAGGGGAAAAAAGCUUCGUGACAAACAUCACAAGAAAAGGGUUCAGGCAGCUAGAAAGAUCCAGGCCUGGUGGCGUGGCAACCUGGUACGCCGGACCCUGCUGGUUGCUGCCCUCCGGGCCUGGAUAAUUCAGUGCUGGUGGAGAACAGUCCUGCACAGGAAACAUCAAAAGUUGCAGCAGUCCCUUCUAAGGACGUAUGUGAUCCAGGAACAAUCAGCAGUCAAACUCCAAUCCUGGGUUCGCAUGAAGCAGUGCCGUCAAUGUUACUGCCAAAUAUGUGACGCUCUCUGUGUGUUCCAGCCCCCAGACAGCAGCCUUGUCUUCCAGAACAAAGACACUUUGCAGGUACAAUGUGGAGCCCUUUUCAAGCAACCAGAGUUCCACAUUGAAAUCUUAUCAGUCUAAAAGUCUCCAGCAUGAAGGCCUCAUUCCAAUGCCUCAAUAAAUAUCUGGUUUAAGUU